AAGUUUAGCCAGUCGCCCAGUCUCCCAGCUAGACCUCUCAGCAAGGUGUCUCCCCGGCUACCACCGCCGCCGCCUCCAUCGCUGUCGUACGCGGCAAGUGAUCCCUGAAGACACCCGCCCUGCCCCGGGUCCCAAACUUUUCCCUCCCCGGUGAUACCAGCUGCUGUUUUUCGGCCAUGGCGACGAGCGCGAAGCGAAAGCAGGAGGAGACUCAUCUAAAGAUGCUCCGGGAAAUGACUAGCCUGCCCGCGAAUAGGAAAUGCUUCGACUGCGAUCAACGCGGCCCGACCUAUGUCAACAUGACAGUGGGCUCCUUCGUCUGCACCACCUGCUCCGGGAUCCUGCGAGGACUGAAUCCCCCACACAGAGUGAAGUCCAUCUCUAUGACCACAUUCACACAGCAGGAAAUAGAGUUCCUACAGAAACACAGCAAUGAGGUCUGUAAACACAUCUGGUUGGGCCUCUAUGACGACAGGACAUCAGUUGUUCCAGAUUUCCGAGAACCACAGAAAGUAAAAGAGUUCCUCCAGGAAAAAUACGAAAAGAAAAGAUGGUAUGUUCCUCCCGACCAGGCACGAGCAGUAGCAAGCGUCCAGGCCUCUGUGUCCGGCUCCUCAGCGAGCAGCACCGGCAGCACCCCAGAAGUCCAACCCCUCAAAACCCUGCAGCUCAACAAGACCCCACUGCGCCAGUCUCCAGGGCUAGGCCGUUCCCAGGCUCACAGUGCUGCCCAGGAGAAGAAGUUCGACUUGCUCUCAGAUCUGGGAGGAGACAUCUUUGCUGCUCCACCCACUCAAACUGCCAGUUCUACCAACUUUGCCAACUUUGCACAUUUUCCCAGCCAGUCAGCACCUCAGGGUAAUUCAAAUACCAACUUUGCCAACUUUGAGGCAUUUGGAAACACUGCAAUUCCAUCCCAUCUGAGCACGUCACCUCCCUCAAAGUCCUUUUCAUCAGGGGGAGGAGUGCCAAUUCCGUCAAUGUCUAGUGCCGUCGCUGCCCAGUCUCAGACGGGGAGCUGCACAGAGGACCGCUAUGCUGCUCUGGCUGAGCUGGACAACGAGCUCAGCUCCUCUGCUUCUGCCUCGACAGGACCCAGUGUACAAGGGAACCUGUUUGGACCGGUGCUCGGUUCAUCACCAGCUCAGAAUCCACCUGUGUUACCCAGCAUGCAACCUGGCUUUGGAGCGGUCCCAUCCACAAACCCUUUUGUUGCUGCAGCCAUUCCCCCAGACAUGGCCACCAACCCUUUUCAGACCAACGGCAGAGCUCCAGCUGCAGCCUCGUUUGGUACUGGCUCUAUGAGCAUGCCUGCCGGCUUUGGGAAUGCGUCUUCCUUCUGCCUCCCGACCAGUUUCAGCGGAAACUUCCAGCAGCAAUUCCCCGGCCAGGCCCCCAUCCCUUACUCUCAGCCUGGGGCCUAUCACCCUCAGUCUAAUGGCCCUGCAUUCCCAGUCUAUGGCCAGAACAAGCCCUCGAUCACACCGUUUGGGCAGCCAAUGGCUGUCCCUGGCAUGUCCAAUAACCCAUUCAUGGCAGGGGCUCCAGCUGGCUCAUUCCCUUCAGGGGGCUCAUCCACCAACCCUUUCCUGUAGCACAGCUCCCGGUCUUCGCCACCAGAGGGCAGCAUGCAGCACAUAUUCAACACUGUUUCCGUCACUCAAUUAGUGGCAGUACAUUUCUUAUAAAAAAAGACUUCUCUUUUUUUCCAUAAAAAGUUUACAACACUAUGAAGGAGUACAAAGGACUAUAUUGAAGACUAAGGGACUGUUAAGGGGGGAAAUAUGCAGUUUGGACUAUAUACAAUACAUUAUAUGCUUUUUAUUUUUUGUUUAUGACUGUAAGCUCUGUGCAUAUCACCAUUUGUAAUCACAACUAAGUACAUGUUAUGUAUAACAAAGGACUGAAAUAACAAGGGUGAGUAUACACACACCUUGUGGAAAAAAACCACUACAAACUAUCUACGUAGGUAAGGGUAUACAUUUUAAGAUUAUUAACAGGGUUCCAUCCAAAUCUGCAGUCUGUGGUUUGAAGCAGCCACAAUGACAAUGCAGUUGUUUCAUUUGCAAAAGGGAUUUCUUUUUGUUAUUUUAAGCUUAUUGCUACUAUAGGGGCACUAAGAAGUUUCCUUUAUUAACGUACAAAUCCAGAGUGCUCUUCCUAAGAGACAAAAGUUGCCUAUAACCGAAAACAACCAAACCCACAUGUUUUUAGAGCCGGUGGAUGGGACGCAGCACUGAUCCUGGACUAUUAGUCAUCUGCUUAAGUAUUGCCAAUAGCUGUGAAACUGUGCAAACAAAAUGGGCUCAAUUUUGAAACCAAGUGCAGCUCUUUAAAUAUGAGACCAGCAGGGACUAGAGAUGUUUUUAGCCCGACAGGUAAAGGGACAGACAUGUCUGUUAGAGCACAAAUGGAGGAGAGAUGAGAAAUGCGGGUGUUGAGAUCAUUAUUUCUUAAUCCCGCUAUUUUGCUUAAUCGAUAAAACAUUGGUAAAAGUGUUUCGUAUACUCUAAUAACCUCACUUCUGUGCAGAGAUGUCAGAAGAGCAUAUUUCAGAUAUUCACUAUAUUUUAUGAACAUGGUAGAGACGAAAGGAAAGACUGUUAAUGAAAGAUUCAGGGUUGUGGCGGUGAUCCAAAUUGGUUUACCUCGAAACAGAGUAGUCCGUCACGUUGUUGUAGACUACGUGGCCUUUAGACAGGGAGCACAGGUUUACACCAUCCUGUCUGGAAAAAACUUGCAACUUAAAAUAAUACACCUAUUAGCGGUAAGUUAUGUUGUAUUUACCCUUGAUGUCUGUCCUCUUCUUUGCCUUGUUAUUGAAAAGCCUUUGAAGAGAAAAACAGAAUGGGGAGAAACAUUGACCCGGUUUGCUAAAAAUAAGGCAAAGGAAACGAACAUUAAUUCAGGGAUUGUUACAUUAAUGGAUCCGCCUGGGACUCAAUCGUGCCACCCAUAACUAACAAUGAAUUUGACAAUGUGUUUCUUGUCUUUACAAGAAUAGGUAAGUAAAUGUGUACAUAUAUAAAUAUAUGUAUAAAUAAAUUAAAUGAUUUUUAACUACA
Amphiprion ocellaris (clown anemonefish) is the source of this 3065-nucleotide messenger RNA. RefSeq names its product ArfGAP with FG repeats 1b (gene agfg1b). Gene Ontology annotation, molecular function: GTPase activator activity. The record is from RefSeq and is a predicted model, not a curated record. The coding region runs from base 177 to 1595 and encodes 472 amino acids. Lineage: Eukaryota; Metazoa; Chordata; Actinopteri; Pomacentridae. The transcript has 12 exons.